Messenger RNA from Daphnia pulicaria, 696 nucleotides. RefSeq lists its product as uncharacterized. Bases 70 to 576 code for a protein of 168 amino acids. The record is from RefSeq and is a predicted model, not a curated record. Lineage: Eukaryota; Metazoa; Arthropoda; Branchiopoda; Diplostraca; Daphniidae. The transcript has 5 exons.
UUGACGCCAAACAGACCCAUCAACCAAAGCACCAAACGCCAAGUUGAAACCUCUAAAGUGGAUGACGCCAUGUCGCAGAUCUUCUUCUGUACGAUCUACGAUGGCAACGCAACUUUCGUUUACAAGUGCAAAGCUGAAACGGAGUUGUGUUGCGGACGGGGAUGCUGCCCCAUGAUUUCGUCGGCCAACAGCAUUUGGUCGCAGUGGUACUUUUGGUUCGGUAUCGCCAUAUUCGCUAUACUAGUGGUUGGUAUUUUCUUGACCCUGACGUCCAAUAGUUGUCGACCCCAACCGAUUUACACGGAAAAUGUCGGCCAUCAAGCGACUGCCUCUCGUUACGGCAUCCGCCAUAUUCUAGGAGUCCAGCAAUCUCGUGUGACCAAUGUUGCGCCCACCGGAGUGGUCUGCGGCCCAACGGGUCUCAUUCAACCAGCAGCCAUCCAGUCGAAAUUCAGCUUACUAAACAGCGCUAAUAACAGGGAAAGCGUUGGAUUGGCUCCGCUUAGACCGCCGUAUCCGCUUCAGUUGAACGCUGGACGGUUCGAUCACUCGAUGGUUACCGACGACAUAGUUUAAACUGUCUUUGUGUAUGCAAUUUACUAUUUAUAAAAAUUUCUUUUAAAAACACAAAUCAAAAUGUAUACCCGCAAAAUGUGUUUCAAUUAGUGUCAAUGUGGUUUGUUUUAAAAAUAAGAA